AUGGACAAAUUCCUUUCCAACAGGUUUCAGACACUUGAAACAGUGUCAGGCUUAAAAGGGAUUAAAGCCUACAAAGCGCCCAAGGCGCAAAUCUUACAACACCAUACGGAAACUACACCAAAAAGGAUGGGUAACUUUCAGGUAAGUGUCGGCAAACAUAUGUGCAAAUUAUGUGUCACUGACGACCACAAAUUGCAAAGUUGCCCGAAGUUCCGGAAGUUAAAGGUCACCGAUCGCAUCGCGUGCGUCAAGAGCAACAACUGUUGCUUGAACUGCCUGUCGUCAGGACAUACGGUGUCUAGAUGUACGAGCUCAUAUAACUGCAGCACUUGUCACUCAAGACACAACACGCUCCUGCACAUUACAACAGUUCAACCAAAGGCAACAGCUCUUAAGGAAAGCAGAGAUCCCGCUGAUGACCUGCCCUCAACAUCCAAGGAGGCCCUAAGACGACUUGACUCUAAUAGGCCAAAGGAUAGCAGAAUCAAUAAUUUUAAAUCGUGCUAUUCCAAUACGGACAAAGGGGUUCUACUGGGAACAGCCAUGGUGAAUAUAUUCCACAACAAUGUAAAUUUUGCAGCACGCGCUCUGAUCGAUUCUGGUUCUGAGUGUUCGUUCAUCACUGAACGCCUCAAACGUAGAAUCAACCUGCCAUCUAAACGCUUGCAUGCCCAAGUCUCGGGCAUCAACAAUUCGAUAUCUGCGCAGGUAAGACAAGCGUGCUCAUUACAACUGCGGUCGCCUAUCGACCCUUUUGUAAAAAUAAAUACAAUUGCGCUAGUUUUGCCGCAAUUAACUGGAAAUCUGCCGACUUGCCUAGUAAGCGCAAUGACAAGGCAAGCAUUUCCAGAUCUCACUUUGGCGGAUAAGAGGUUCUUCGUCAAUGAACCAGUGGACCUGGUCCUUGGUGGAGACAUUUAUCCCCAAAUUAUUUUAAGCGGCUUGAAGAAAAAUGUACUAAGUACACUUCUUGCCCAAGAGACUGUAUUCGGGUGGAUACUAACUGGUCAAGCCGAAACGGUCAACCCACCCAAAACAGUUUCUCUUUUUAGCGAAGUCACCCUGGACAAGCAACUAGCUGCCUUUUGGGAAUUAGAAGACAUCCCAAAAAAAGAAAGACAGACUGAAGAUGACGUGUAUUGCGAGGAAUUAUAUCGGACCACUACGCAGCGCAACCAAGAUGGAAAGUAUGUCGUCACCUUACCCUUCAAACGGGAUUUUCCAUCAACCAUCAAGCUGGGACCAUCACUCAAGAGCGCCUGCUCUCAAUUCUUCCGGAAUGAGACGCGUCUCGCGAAAAAUCCGUCCCUGCAAAAAGAAUAUAAUAGAAUGGUGGCAGAAUAUGAAACGCUAGGUCAUAUGGAGAAAAUCACAACCAACAUACCUGCAGAUGCAACUGACCACUACUUCCUACCUCAUCACGCCGUCAUGAAGGAUGAGAGCACCUCCACCAAAGUGCGCGUGGUAUUUAACGCCUCAUGCCCGACUGCCAAUGGAUUGAGCCUCAACGACGUCCUUCAUCCAGGUCCGGUAUUGCAAGCAGAUAUGACUGUCCUGAUCCUCCGCUGGCGAUUAUACAAGUAUGUCUUCAACAGCGAUAUUGAGAAGAUGUACCGUCAGAUAAUGGUAAGCAAUACACAUACCAAAUAUCAGCGAAUAGUUUUUCGCACCUGCCCGAAAGACCCAAUUAGUCUAUACGAAUUAAAGACUGUUACUUUCGGCAUAAAUUGUGCUCCUUAUCUUGCGAUAAGAACAUUACUUCAAUUGGCUGAUGAUGUUGAAAACUCCUUUCCAACAGCAUCAAACAUACUUCGGAAAUGCAUGUAUGUUGACGACGUUCUUGCCGGUGGCCAUAGCAUCGACUCUGCAAUAACAGCCAGAGACGAAAUUACGCAAGUUUUGCAGUCCGCUUGA
Molecule: messenger RNA, 1914 nt
Organism: Anastrepha obliqua
Lineage: Eukaryota; Metazoa; Arthropoda; Insecta; Diptera; Tephritidae
Exons: 1
Coding region: 1-1914 (637 amino acids)
Source: RefSeq, a predicted model, not a curated record